Melitaea cinxia (Glanville fritillary) is the source of this 2103-nucleotide messenger RNA. RefSeq names its product protein phosphatase 1 regulatory subunit 3C (gene Gbs-70E). The record is from RefSeq and is a predicted model, not a curated record. Gene Ontology annotation, biological process: regulation of glycogen biosynthetic process. Gene Ontology annotation, molecular function: glycogen binding; protein phosphatase 1 binding. Gene Ontology annotation, cellular component: protein phosphatase type 1 complex. NCBI's taxonomy places the organism in Eukaryota, Metazoa, Arthropoda, Insecta, Lepidoptera, Nymphalidae. Bases 54 to 908 code for a protein of 284 amino acids. The transcript has a single exon.
UUCGCUGCUGGCCGCUGUCUUAUAGACGGGUGUUUUUCUUUUGCAGAAACGCGAUGUGUGCUGCGAUAGACAUGCUCGCGUCGGAGCAAAUGUUCUACGGUCAUAGCCCCCCAGCCGGAUUCCUGACUGAUUACACCCCUCAAGUUAGAAGACCUACAAAGAUAACAACUAGGGGGUUCUCGGCACCAUGUCUAUCAGUUCUAAAACCAGUGCAACUCACUCUAAAGGCAGCUCCAAGAUCGUGCAUCAGGCUAUCGAAUGAUAAAAAGAACAAACGUGUUGUUUUCGCCGAUGAUAGAGGAUAUGCUUUGGAACAGGUCAAGUUUAUGACAGAACCUUCACACGUUCCACCAUACUGGGCUUUAAAAAUAAUACCCAGUCCACCGCUAGAAAGGAAACCUCCACCUCAAGCUGUUGUGGAUUUGUGGGAACCGCGAUUUUGUCAACCGGCCUCCGAUUAUUUGGAAUUCCGCCGGCGUAUCACGGAAAACUGUGUAUCUUUAGAGAACGUUAUAAUUAAACAAAACGAAUGCGCGGUAGACGGUACGAUAAAAGUGAAAAAUUUGGAUUUUAACAAGGAAGUAUUCGUACGAGCAUCGUCAGACGGGUGGAGGACGCAUGAAGACUCGUAUUGUGCAUUUGUCGAAUCCGGACCUUUGAGUGUAAACGGUGUUUCUACAUACGAUACAUUCGGGUUUAGAUUGCAGCUACCCAUCCAUUCGCGACGGCUAGACUUCUGUGUGUGUUUCCGAUGCAAAGGGAAUGAAUAUUGGGACAACAAAAACGGAGAAAAUUAUACAAUAGAAAAAUCAUCUGUCCGUAAGCCGCCAGCGAUAUCGUGUGCUAGAAUCAACAACGGCAACUCUUGGACGAUGAAAACUAACGAUGGAAAUACGCCAUAUUGGUGAAAGGUGCUAUAUUUUUUUGGUGGUAUGUGUCUUGGCGUGUGCCAAUCUGUGAUCUAGUGCCAUAUUGUUCGUUUGAACACUAAGGAACGAAGGUUUGUUAUGCCUAUUAUUAAGCUCGAAAAUAGACUGCUCUUUCUAAUUUAUAUUCUAUUUUGAUUAUUUCUAAUAAUUAUAGACUGAUUGACGGUCAAUGUAUAGUUUUUGAAUAAAUGAAAUGCGCUCGGUGUCCUCAAUAGUAUAGACUGACUCGUUAGCCAUUUAGUUCUUAUUUUCUUAUGUUAUUUAUAUAUAAUAAGUUACAUAAUAAUAAUUUUAAAGUUGAUUGUAGCAACAUUAAUUAAUUGUUAAAACAGUUUUGAUCUUUAUGUUGUUAUCAAACACUACCUACCCUCUUUUACUCUUUCUGCAUCGAUUUUGUGCCUACUGCUUCUUGAUAAGAACUUUUAGAGUGAUUAUUCUAGUCUAUAUUAAUGAAAAUCGUCAGCCACGUAGACAUAGUAAAACAAUGAUUUAAAUCAUUUAAUCAAAUACACAUAAAUCCUCAUGCUAAUAUUUUUAAUGCAAGUCCUUGAAGUUUUGAUUUUUGAUUGUAAAUUGAAAUUGCAAAUAGGAAUAUAUGAAAGCAGCCAUCAAUUUUUUUAAAUUACUAUUACAAGUAUAAUUUCCCUCGAGAAUAAGAAAGGAUAAGGAAAAAUACAGUUUAUAUUAUACAAUAUUAAUAUUAAAAAAAACUCGAAAGAUAAAGGCGACGUCUCGUCACUUAUCGUUAAAUAAAAUGAAAGUUAUUUAGACAUGUGCAAAUAUAUUUCUUGCGUUAUCAAAUGAAUGUUUUGCGAGAUUUGAGUAAAUUGAAAUCAUUUACUCGGUGCGUGAACAGGCAAACUUGUUUAUGAAUGUUUUGUUGUCAAGACAGGUUUACAAUAUUAAAUAAUAAAUAAAAAGUAUUGUUAUUAAAAAUUGGAUGUUCAUAUAAAAAAAUAGUUGUAUAACGACGUAGUUAUGUUGAUAUUAUGCAAGUAAAGUAUGCUUCGUUCUAAGCAGAUAUGAAAUCGACAAUGAAAAAUAUUAGGUAUUUAAAAACUUUCGAAAAAAAUUGUUACGAAAAAACCUUGAGUUUUAUAUUUUUGAUUUUUUUUUAAAUCAUAUAUCGUAGUGUACAUUAUAAAACUUAUUUAUAGAAUACUUCCGUUUUUUU